UGCCUCUCUACCGAGUGGAGAGGAAAGAUGGAGACCGAGUCCCGGGCGCAAACAACAAAUCAGACACAAACAGAUUCAUUAUCUCCAUCCCCUAAUCCUGUGUCACCUGUGCCUUUGAAUAACCCAACAAGUGCCCCAAGAUAUGGAACCGUGAUCCCUAACCGCAUCUUCGUAGGAGGAAUUGACUUUAAGACAAAUGAAAAUGAUUUAAGAAAAUUUUUUUCCCAGUAUGGGUCUGUAAAAGAAGUGAAGAUUGUUAAUGACAGAGCUGGAGUAUCCAAAGGGUAUGGUUUCAUCACUUUUGAAACUCAAGAAGAUGCACAAAAAAUCUUACAAGAGGCUGAAAAACUUAAUUAUAAGGAUAAGAAACUGAACAUUGGUCCAGCAAUAAGAAAACAACAAGUAGGGAUUCCUCGUUCCAGUAUAAUGCCUGCUGCUGGAACAAUGUAUCUGACCACUUCAACUGGAUAUCCUUAUACUUACCAUAAUGGUGUUGCUUAUUUUCAUACUCCAGAAGUAACUUCUGUCCCACCAUCUUGGCCUUCACGGUCCAUAUCUAGUUCUCCUGUGAUGGUAGCGCAGCCAGUUUAUCAGCAACCUGCCUAUCACUACCAGGCCCCAGCACAGUGUUUACCAGGGCAGUGGCAGUGGGGGGUUCCACAGUCUCCUGCCUCUUCUGCUCCAUUCUUGUAUCUGCAGCCCUCUGAGGUUAUUUAUCAACCAGUAGAAAUUGCACAAGAUGGUGGCUGUGUCCCUCCUCCACUGUCUCUGAUGGAAGCUUCCGUACCAGAGCCAUAUUCUGACCAUGGAGUUCAAGCAGCAUAUCACCAGGUUUAUGCUUCCAGCGCCAUUGCUAUGCCUGCACCUGUGAUGCAGCCUGAGCCGAUUAAAGAGCCAAGGUUACACUCUGUGAGAAGAAGCUUUUCUCAUCCUUCAUCUGUGGCUUUGAAACCUCGAUACUCUCGAAGCCCACACUUUCAUCCUAGAAAAGAUUUCAGAGCAGACGACUCAGUUUCCACUCCACCUUCCUGUACUGACUUUGUUAAGUAGACUCUUGGGUAACUGCUUUGUCCAGAAGUAGAAAAUAACUAGGCCUGUAUGUGAUCUAGUAACAAGUGAGGUUUGGGGGUAUGCUUAAGGUUACAUGUUUUUGCUUUUUUUGUUUUUGUCUAUUUGUUUGUUUGUGUUUUUUGUUUUUGUUUUUAAGAAUUUUUAAAAUCUUAGUAGCCAGAAUAUGGGAGAUGCAGUUAAAUAAUUGUUCCUUUUAUUAACUCGGACACCUAAGUAAUACAGAGUUAGAAGCCAUAACAAACAAGAGUUC
This is a messenger RNA of Phodopus roborovskii (desert hamster), 1321 nucleotides long. It is a transcript of the gene Boll, whose product is annotated as boule homolog, RNA binding protein. Gene Ontology annotation, molecular function: protein binding; RNA binding. The record is from RefSeq and is a predicted model, not a curated record. Lineage: Eukaryota; Metazoa; Chordata; Mammalia; Rodentia; Cricetidae. Bases 28 to 1050 code for a protein of 340 amino acids. The transcript has 11 exons.